AUGAAGGAGAGGAGCCUGUGGACAGAGAUUACAAAAUAUGAUUUCAAGGCUUCUGAAGAUCAGCCUGGCACAGGACACUUUACCCAGGUUGUGUGGAAAGAAAGCACUGAACUUGGAGUGGGUUUAGCCACUGAUGGAAAAACUGUCUAUGUGGUUGGUCAGUACAAACCUGCUGGAAAUUACGAUGGAUGCUAUAAGGACAAUGUUUUGCCAGCAGAUGCAAACUUCAAGGCAAAGUUCCUCGCCAAGCAUAACGAGUACCGAAAGAAACAUGGAGCCCCAGCUUUGAGCAUAAGUGAAGACUUGUGCAGAUCUGCACAGGCUUGGGCUGACCAUUUACUGUCCACUAAAGCCUUGCAGCACAGUGAUACCAAAAACGGAGAGAAUCUCUAUUAUUUCCGGAGUUCUGCACCAAAGAAACUUACAGGAGAGGAGCCUGUGGAGAACUGGUACGGUGAGAUUAAAGACUAUGAUUUCAGAAAUCCUGGAUUUGGCUCCAACACAGGACACUUCACCCAGGUUGUAUGGAAAUCAAGCAAAGAAGUUGGAGUGGGCUUAGCCACUGAUGGAAACACUGUCUUUGUGGUUGGUCAGUACAACCCUGCUGGAAACAUAUCCAAUCCAGGAUACUUCAAGGACAACGUCUUGCCUGCAGGGAAAAUCACAUCAUUGACAGCUAUGGCAGAUGCAAGCUUUAAGGCAACGUUCCUCGCCAAACAUAACGAGUACAGAAAGAAACAUGGAGCCCCAGAUUUGAGCUAUAGCGAAGACUUGUGCAGUUCUGCACAGGCCUGGGCUGACCAUUUACUGUCCGCUAAUACCUUGGGGCACAGUGAUACCGAAGACGGAGAGAACGUCUAUUAUUUCCAGAGCUCUGUUCCAAAGAAACUUACAGGAGAGGAGCCUGUGGACAGCUGGUACAGCGAGAUUAAGAAAUAUAAUUUCGAGGCUUCUGGACAUCAGCCUGGCACAGGACACUUUACCCAGGUGGUGUGGAAAGCAACCACUGCACUUGGAGUGGGUCUAGCCACUGAUGGAAAAACUGUCUUUGUGGUUGGUCAGUACAAACCUGCUGGAAAUAUAACCAACGCUGGAUACUAUAAGGACAAUGUUUUGCCAGAAGAGAAGUGAAAAAUCAGCUGGUGAAACAACAAAACAACGGAUUUCUGUUAUAGAUGGUUUUCUGUUAAAAUGCACAGACAUGUAUUGUUUCAAGUGACAUAAAAUUUUAAUAUUCCAAAGCAUAACUUGAUGAGAAUUUGUAAUUGUGGCAUUAAUGAUGUGUAAUUUUAAACAAAAGCAAAUAAAAUA
Messenger RNA from Hemibagrus wyckioides, 1311 nucleotides. RefSeq lists its product as uncharacterized. The record is from RefSeq and is a predicted model, not a curated record. NCBI's taxonomy places the organism in Eukaryota, Metazoa, Chordata, Actinopteri, Siluriformes, Bagridae. The transcript has 12 exons. Gene Ontology annotation, cellular component: extracellular region. The coding region runs from base 1 to 1131 and encodes 376 amino acids.